This is a messenger RNA of Hymenoscyphus albidus, 3235 nucleotides long. The record is from the annotation of a GenBank genome assembly. Lineage: Eukaryota; Fungi; Ascomycota; Leotiomycetes; Helotiales; Helotiaceae.
AUCGCCCCAGCCCUAUGGUUCCUGAGCAAGCAUCGUGCCCCACAAUCGUGAACCUAGUUGUGUUGUUGUUAUCCAACUACCCCUCCAACCCCUCAAUUCACUAGUGGAACACGUCUAACAUACGAGUAUCCCCCACGCUCACUAACCAAUACAUUGAACACCCACCGCUAGAUCAGAAGGAGCCCAGGAGAACCGGGAUUGAAAAUAAUCCAUACAUGAACCUAGAACGGGAAUUUCAUCGAAUAGUAUCGAGCCCUUGCGUUCCGUUACAGUAGAAGGCAGGCAUCUUCAAAAUACCCGAUAGCAUAAUCCUUGACCUCUGGGAAGAGCAUCACCCUUGAAACGGCACUGUGCAGACAUACUGCCAAACUUUAUUUCUCACAUUACCCAUCGGGGUAUAAAUGAGUUCUGGGGAAAUAUCAACAUCUCUUUUCCAGACCACCAUUUGCAACAUUCAUCAAGAUGACAAAGCAUCUCAUCAUUCCCGUCAACACGGGCUGGACUUUCAAACAGGCAGACAAAAAGGACGACAAAUUUCUGCCCGUUGCUCAAUUCCCGACCAAUGUCCAUCUCGACCUCAUUGCCAACGACCUCAUUCCUGACCCAUUCAUGGGAAAGAAUGAGAAUGACGUUCAAUGGAUCGGAGAGGUUCCUUGGAUCUACAAGACCAGCUUCCCAUCACCAGUUCUAUCCACAGAGGAGCGAAGAACCGUGACAGUUACAUUGGCCUUUGACGGCUUGGAUACAUUCGCCACGGUGGUUCUAAACGGCAAUGAAAUCUUGAAAACAGAAAACAUGUUCUUGCCCGAACGAGUGGACGUUACAACAUAUCUGAAAAAAGAGGGAGACAACGAGCUAGAGAUUACCUUUGAGAGCGCUUACCUCAAAGGAUGUACUCUGGUUGAGAAAUAUCCUGAUCAUCACUGGGGAUGUUGGAAUGGUGACAGCUCAAGACUUGCUGUUCGAAAGGCGCAGUACCACUGGGUAUUUACCUUACCCUUUGGGUACUGGCAAGAAGCUAAUCUGAAAAUAGGGAUGGGAUUGGGGACCAAUGCUUAUGACUUGCGGACCUUGGAGACCGAUCAAUCUCGAAAUAUCUUCCUCCAGAAUCGCAGAUCUUUACUUUACCUCAGGUGUUGAUAAAUCUCUCAAAUCAGCCAAUAUUGUUGCUAAGGCUGAUGUUGAGGGAGAUGCAUCUGAGGUCAAGUUCAGCAUAUUGUUUGACGGCAAAGAGAUUGCUUCAGAGACGGUGGAGUCAACUAAAAACGUCGCUUCUCAUACCUUUACCAUCGAAGAUCCAAAACUUUGGUAUCCAAUUCGCUACGGAGAUCAACCCUUGUACUCUCUUACUGCAACUCUCAUUCAGGACAAAACCGAAAUCAGUACAGUGCUCAAGAAAUUCGGCUUGAGAAGGGCUGAACUCAUCCAACGCCCAAUGAACGAGCAACCAGGCACUACCUUUUUCUUCCAAGUGAACAACAUUCCACUAUUCUGCGGCGGCAGUGAUUGGAUCCCUGCGGACAAUUUCAUCCCUAGGAUUACCAAGGAGAAAUAUCGUGACUGGGUCAAGCUGGUUGCUGAAGGUAAUCAAUUCAUGAUUCGAGUCUGGGGUGGUGGUAUAUAUGAAGAGCAAGCAUUUUACGAUGCGUGUGAUGAAUUUGGAAUUCUCGUCUGGCAGGACUUCAUGUUUGGUUGCGGGAAUUAUCCAGCAUUUCCCGAGAUCCUAGAGUCGAUAAAGAAAGAAGCAGUUGAAAAUGUGAAACUUCUUCGACAUCAUCCUUCCAUUGUCAUCUGGGCUGGGAACAACGAGGACUAUCAGUACCAGGAAUCUGAGGGUCUCACCUAUGAUUUCGAAAAUAAAGACCCCGAAAGCUGGCUCAAAACGAGUUUCCCUGCCAGAUAUAUCUAUGAAAAGAUCCUGGCAGACGCCUGCGAAAAGUUGAUACCGGAUACAUACUACCAUUUCGGCAGUCCAUGGGGUGGCAAAGAUACGCGAGAUCCAACGAUUGGAGAUAUCCAUCAAUGGAACGUCUGGCAUGGCACACAGGAAAAAUACCAGAACUUUGACAAGCUUAUCGGUCGCUUCGUAUCGGAAUUUGGCAUGGAAGCAUUUCCAAAUAUCAAGACAAUUGAAGCGUUUCUUCCCCUCGGCAAAGACGACCCCGAUCGAUUCGCUCAAUCGUCCACGGUCGAUUUCCACAACAAAGCUGACGGACACGAACGUCGUAUUGCCCUUUAUCUUGUUGAAAAUUUCCGCUAUGCACCCGAUCCUUUGGAGCAAUUCAUUUAUUGCACUCAGCUCAUGCAAGCAGAAUGUCUAGCCAGCGCAUAUCGGCUGUGGAAACGACAGUGGAAAGGUCCGGGAAGAGAAUAUUGCGGCGGUGCUCUCGUGUGGCAAAUCAAUGACUGCUGGCCAGUCACUUCUUGGGCCAUUGUUGACUUUUAUCUUCGUCCCAAACAUGCUUAUUAUACUGUCAAGCGUGAGAUGGCACCCAUGUCUCUUGGGGUUACCAGAACGGAGCAUGUUGUACCCAAGAACAAACACACCAGUGCCUUCGUAAAGAAAAUCACGAAGAUCGAAAUCUGGGGCUCGAAUCUGACUCUCCAAGAUCUUGUAGCCGAUGUCGUCGUAAAAGCUUUCGACGUCGUCACGGGAGAAGAAACCUAUUCCAAGACCUUGAAAACAGCUUUUCUUCUCCCAGAGAAUCAGAGCACUGAAAUAAUUGAUUUCCUCGUUCCAGUCCGAGAGAAGGACGUCGACGAGGAGAAGAGAACAAUAGUGGCGGCUUUUCUCUUUCAAGAUGGACAGCAGAUUGCGAGGUACAUCAACUGGCCAGAGCCUUUGAAAUAUUUGCAUCUGCAAAAGCCUAAGCGACUUCAAGCAGAAUUAAGCAGUGACGGAAAGUCGAUUGAGAUUAGCGCUGAUGUGGUGAUCAAAGGUGUUGCAUUGGAGUGUGAGGAUGAUGGGGUGGUUUUUGAUGAUAAUUUAGUUGAUGUUGUGCCUGGAGAGGUGGUUUAUAUUGGUGUUAAGGGUGCGAAGAAGUCGUCUAAGAUUGAGACGAGGUAUCUUGGGAUGGUUUGAGCUUGUCGACGGCGGGAUAAGUUGACUCAGUUUUUCAUCUCUUCGAAUCUUUCCUGGAGGAUUUUCUUGUUAGCGAGAUGAUGGGAUAUUCAUGCCGAGCAGUACGUGAUGAUGUACCGAGUUAAUACAAGUAAUUCUUCCAAGAACAAGAAA